AGGUGGAAAGAUCUAAUAGAAACAUGUGAGUGAACUGAAGAGCAUGCAACAGACAACUUGGUGCAACUUUUGAUCACACGCAUCAACCUCUGUGCACCAACGGGAUUUAACUUUUCGGCAAGGAAGCUUACUACGAUUUUCUUAUUAGUAUAUUUUUUUAAUCGGUCAUUAUAAAGAACAUAUUUUUUCCCACUCUAAUAAUAUCAUAACCAGCACUUGUCUUAAUUUAUUAUCGUGGUUUUUUUUCUUCAUAUAUUUACUAUUAUUUAAUUCAUACUACUUUAUUUUAGAAUUGUUGCUUAAUUCAUCAAAAUUAGUUACUCGAUAACAAAACUUUUUUGAGGUGUGAGAUACAGCUGCUUCUGUUAUUUCUGAGCUGUCGCGUGGCGCUUUUGGUUUAAUCCCUGUAAAAUGAAGCAUUUGACAUUUGUGCUCCUGUUGGUCAUCGCGGCCAAUUUUUGGGAAUGCAGUGAUGCUAAAUUCGGCGAAAAAGGAGAAUUAAGUCCAAGGAGGAAGAGAUGUAACGAUGGAAGUCUGCCGAAACGCUUGAACAAGAAGGAUAGGAAACUGUCACUGGAGGGAAGCGGCGGAGGGGAGUUUUGUCACGGGCUCUAUCCUCGCAUGUCCUGCUGUCCGUCCAGGAGGGCUCCGUAUCAGAUACUCCAUCAGAGAGACGCACGGAUCUUCUCAACCAAUAACACAGAGUGUUCUAGACUGCUCCAGGAGAUUAAGUGUGCCCAUUGCUCACCGCAUGCCCAGAUGCUCUUCCACUCACCCAAACUUGACAAAGCACCACACAGAGAGCAAGACCUACCCCGUUUAUGCCACGACUACUGCCAAGAGUUCUACUACACCUGCCGGGGGCAUGUACCAGAACUGUUCCAAGCUGACGUGGAUGAGUUCUGCCAGUACUACGGAAGGAGGGAUGGAGGCCUGUGCUUUCCAGAUUUUCACCGAAAGCAAUUGCGCAGAGAUUCCAACUACCUGUUAGAUGAUAACAUAGAAGUGACAAACAGAAAACAUAAACACAACUGCUACUGUGCUCAGGAGAUCCUUGGUGGUCUUCGACAGCCUGUUAAUGUGGUGCAUUGUGGGGAUGGAUCACAGCGCCUUUUCAUUUUGGAGAAAGAAGGCUUUGUCAGGAUCCUAACACAUGAUGUGGAGCUACUAAAAGAACCUUUUCUGGACAUUCAUAAGUUGGUCCAAAGUGGCAUAAAGGGAGGAGAUGAAAGGGGCUUGCUAAGCCUUGCAUUCCACCCCAAUUAUAAGAAAAAUGGAAAGCUCUACGUCUCCUACACGACCAACCAGGAACGCUGGGCUAUUGGACCACAUGACCACAUUCUUCGCGUGGUCGAGUACACAGUGUCCAGGAAAAAUCCCAACCAUGUGGACAUGAGGACUACCCGAGUUCUAAUGGAAGUAGCAGAGCUCCACCGCAAGCAUCUGGGAGGGCAGCUUCUGUUUGGGCCUGAUGGGCUUCUGCACAUCUUUUUAGGCGAUGGCAUGAUCACUUUGGACGAUAUGGAGGAGAUGGACGGUCUGAGUGAUUUUACAGGAUCCGUCCUUAGGGUGGACGUGGACACGGACUGUUGUAAUGCCCCUUACUCUAUACCCAGAAACAACCCCUAUUUCAACAGCACCAAUCAGCCCCCUGAAAUCUUCGCUCAUGGACUGCAUGACCCAGGAAGGUGUGCAGUGGACAAGUUCCACAUGGACACUAAUGGCACUCUGCUGAUCCUGUGCACCGACACUGUUGGAAAAAAUACAACAAUGGGCAGGAUCCUGCAGGUCAUCAAAGGGAAAGACUAUGAAAAUGAGCCAUCUAUGUUUGACAUGGGGUCAAAUGGAGGUGCAACACCAGUCGGUGGAUUCAUCUACAGAGGGUGUCAGUCAAGAAGACUUUAUGGAAGUUACAUAUUUGGUGACAAAAAUGGAAACUUCAGAAUUCUCCAGAGGCCUUCAGAAGACAGGUUGUGGCAAGAGAAGCCUCUUUGUCUUGGUAGUAGCAGUUCCUGUGGUUCCUCGUUGGUUGGCCACAUCCUGGGGUUUGGUGAAGAUGAAUUAGGUGAGGUCUACAUCCUUGCCUCCAGCAAAAGCAUGGCAACACAAUCACACAGCGGAAAGCUCUACAAGUUGGUGGAUCCCAAAAGACCACAGUUCCCUAAGGAGUGCAGACGGCCGGUCGAGGAUCCAGAGAUGCUUAGCACAGCUUGUUCCCGUGAAUGCAAGAACGGCCAUUGCACACCCACUGGCAAGUGCUGCUGCAGUUCUGGCUGGGAGGGCCCCUUCUGCUUAAGAGCCAAGUGCGAACCCGCCUGUCGCAAUGGUGGGGUCUGCGUGGAGCCCAACAAGUGUCUCUGCAAGGAAGGAUUCUCAGGCACCCAAUGUGAGAAAGGAGAACGAGGCACACAAGGAGACAGUGAGAAAGACAGCUUCCUGGGACACAUCAUUGACAUGACUUCUUACCUGCUGGACUUCACCAGCUAUAUUGUAUAAAGAGCAGGGAAGGGUGAUAAUGUGCUCUACUCCAGUUGGCAGACUGAACGUUAAGGAGGCCUUUCAGAGUUUGCCUUCAGGACACCAUCCCCAAUCUCCAACUGUCCCUCACCCGAUCCUCUCCCACCACUGUUCUCUUUCAUGAGGCACAGGCUUUUGAUCUUCAAGCUCCCCUGCACCAUCUCCCCUCCCCAACCCUGUGCACAAAUAUCCACAUGAAACAAUGACACAGUGGCCGUUGGAACCUCACUGCGCAUAGCUGAAGGGGUCGCAUGUUGGAGGUACUACGCAGGAUUUACUGCUAUUAUAGAGGUUAUCCUGCUGGCUGCAACCCAGAAUUUUUACUGCUGGUAUGGUGUGUAAAGUCUGGUCCACUUUAAUGUCAAGUGUCCCUUCAACAUAAACUGUCAGAGGACUCACAAAGCACUGGAGGCCCCACAUGAGUACUAUAGGACUCUAGAAAUGGAAGGCUAAUUAAGAUUUCAGGGGCAGCAUGUGAAGCAUAACAAAGCUCAUUUAGGGAAGUCAAAUGAACAGUCUACCAAACUGAACUACACCAUAACAAAAAUAUCACCAUGGAUUCACAGGCUGUUUGAAGAACAGGGGAAGUAGCAUCAGAGAAACUGCUGUCAACACAGCAUGCCACAAUACAACUGUUUUAUCUAGGAGGUCUGAGUAUAACUGGAGAAUGGGACUUGAUGCCAGUUUACAUGGUUUAAAAUAAGGAUCUGCGAAAAAGUCUUCAGUUUUCUUUAUAUAAUUGCUAAAACAAUCAAUGAGGAUCAUGAUAAGUCAAAACUGAAAAUUGGUUGUAUCCCAUUGAUGUUUCAUUAAGCUGAAAACAUAAAGUGAAAUCGCAAGAAUGUUUUGACAGUCACUUUGAUUAAUAUAAUACAUAUGACAAGUUGGAGAUAACAUACUGUUUUGCAAAGGAAAAUACCUUUAAGAAGUCACUGCUCUGGUUAAAGUUGCAGUAUCAGCUAUACUAUUUUCCUAUAGUUGUUCAUGACCAUGCACGCUGCUUUCAUUGCAAAUUGUAGAUUUUAUCACAUUUAAAAAUGUUCAUAUAUCUUGUUUCUGUGUAAAGUCAAACUGUUUUUUUAUUUUUUUUAUUUGGAAGACCUCAUAAGGUGGUUUUAAACAAAUUACAUUACAACAAUCUUACUGUAAAUUCACAGGUUGUUUUGUCUUUCACAUUAGGCAAGCUUCAUUUAUUGUUCUCCAUGACAGUUUCUGUGUUUUUUUUUUUUGUUUUUGUUUUUUGUUUUUUAACCACAAACCAUAUUCAGUUUUAUACAUACAUACACACAUACAUAUAUAUAUAUAUAUAUAUAUAUAUAUAUAUAUAUAUAUAUAUAUAUAUAUAUAUAUAUAUAUAUUUGUCAUUUACAAAAGGGAACAAGACUGUUGACUGGUGUAUAUUUCAUAUGGUACUAUACUGAGAUGAGUACUAAGACUUGCCAUUGUUUUGAUAGAGGAGGGUUUAUUUUUUAAGGAAUAAUACAUGGGAGAGGAGGGUGUAAGCAGUUUUGUAAAUUCAUUUUUUAUUUUAUUUUACCUAUAGAUACUUCACAAAUUCACUGAAGAAAUGACAUCUACCAAAUUCUAAUUUAAAGAUAUAACAUUGCUCUCUCACUAUCAAGAGUGCUUUGACAGAAAAAUAAAUAAAAAUAAACCUAGAUCUUUGUUUCAGACUUUGGGAUGUUUUUCUAAAACCAGACUCAAGCUAUAAUUUUAGAGCCAGUUAUACUGUGUUAGUCAACCUACAGCUCAUCAAUGAGUAGAAGAUUAUACAAGAGUGAUGUCAAGUAAGAUGUCCUCAUCAAGACGCCAUAGAAUCCCUCCAAAGGGAAAUUAUAUUUUUAUACAUAUCCAGUAGAAGCUCUUGGUUGAGCUCUAUCCAACAGAUGAACAACAAAAUGCACAAGUUCAAAUGAUCCCAUGCUUUAUCAUAUUUUGUCAUCAAGUAAGCUGUUUUUUUAAGCACACCAUUGUUUUUAUUUCCUGAUUCAAAUUAGGAGAAACUUGGAAUGGGACCGCCAAUGCAUUCUGUUGAUCAGCUUUAGGCUCAUUUGUAACCAGUUAUAUUCAGUCAUUUACACACACCCCUUAUUUUGAUGUGCCUCUUGUAAGAGUGAGUCAUUUGUUCUUCAAGGUCACCUUUAGAAGUUAGGUGUAUUCAAUGUAUUAUCACUUAUGUCUCCCAAAGAAAAGGAUACCAAUAGCAAACCACAAGUUUUUAUUAUUUUCUAUUCAGUGCAUUUUUAACUCUAUGUUAUGGUAAGUGUAAGGAAUCCUGUAAAUCUACUCUAUAAUUUUUAGCACUUAAUGUGAAACCUGCAUUGGAGCUGCUGGGAAGGUGUCAUGUGAAUAACCCUGUUUCUUUUAUUAUUUAAGUAGUUACACCUUCAAGUUAUUUAAGUUGUCUACAAUGUUUUUUCUGUUGUAUGUGAAGAAAUAUGAUCAUUUAUUGUAAAUAAAACUAGGGUUAUCUUGGGUUCUUCUCGGAAAUAUCAAUAUGUUUAUUAAAGUGUAUAGCAUGUUUGAGAACUUA
Messenger RNA from Myxocyprinus asiaticus (Chinese sucker), 5050 nucleotides. RefSeq names its product hedgehog-interacting protein-like. The record is from RefSeq and is a predicted model, not a curated record. Lineage: Eukaryota; Metazoa; Chordata; Actinopteri; Cypriniformes; Catostomidae. The transcript has 13 exons. Bases 412 to 2496 code for a protein of 694 amino acids.